GCCGCAGCCGCAGCAGCAUACAGCAAGCUCAGCAAGGACGACCCGCUCAGGCAGCACUACGAGGCCCUCUGGCCAGAGCUCGCCGCAGCCAAGCCACCAGCAGAUCAACCAGUCGUCGGUUCCAAGGCAGCGGAGGCAGCAGCUCGACGCUUGGACAAACUCCAGAAGAAGGUACGAUCGGCAGGGGAGCAAGUGGAGAGUGCCCAGCAGUAUUUGGCUGAGAGUGAACGCAAGCUUCGUGAAGCUAUGGAAGCCUCCAUUGCAGCAGAAGAUGAGUUCGACAAGCUCAAGGCCACAGCCGACAAGCAAGAGGCACCAGCCGAACCCGCAGCCGAGAAGCCAACGCUGGCAGCCCUCCUGGAGCAGUUCGAGCACGAGCCUGACGACUUCCACAAGUGGUCCGAGCCCGACAAGGAGGUCUGGCGAGCUGCAAAGGCCAAGGGCGAGCGCAUGGCCCAGACGGUCAAGGAGCACGAGGAGGAGACGGCGAAGCACCUGCGACUUCUGGAGGAAGAGACGGCCAGGCACCAGGAGCAGCUGCGCCAGCUCGAGCAGGCAAGCGUGUCUGCGCUGCCAGCCCAGCCCCUCAGCGAGGUGCCACCACAGGCGCUGAGGCAGCAGGGUCAGCUGCCGCGGCUGCGCCUAACGGCGCCGCAGCAGCUGCCCAACCAGAAGCAGGUGCAGCAGAACAUGACAAAGCAGAGGAACGCCGAGCUAGAGUGGAGGCCCACAUCCAGGAGGCGCGAGAGAAGGUCUCGCAGGCCAGGCGCGCCGAGACAGUCGUCGACGCAGAAGGGCAAGGUGACCACUCAGCAGGGUAGCCGCCCCAAGGCGAGCGCGAAGAAGGCUCGCCGCCCUUACCACAUCGACUUCUUCAAUGUCACGACCUGGGGCACCCAGGCACAGGGCUACCUCAUGGAGAUCAACGACACCAAGGACAGGGACAUCAUCGGCAUCGCGGAGCACCACCUCCGCCAGCCUGCGCAGAUAGGCAAGGCAAGAGCGGCGCUCAGGAUCGCGGGCUUCGACGAGCACUACCUGCACGAGGACGGCAGCGACGUCACGGUGGUGAUUUCCAACCUGCACAAGGUCCGCUUCGCAGUGGCCUUCGUCUACCUUGAGUGUGGGACGGGCUUUGGAGAGAGGAACGUCGACAUCCUCUGCGACCUGCGGGAAAAGAUGGCCGUCUGGGGAGGCGAAGCCAGGUGCAUCGAUUUCGCGCUGAUCUCGCAGGGACUGGCGCCGUAUUUUGACCAGCUAGAGCUGCUCAGGACCGUGCCGUGGAAGCCGCACAUUGGCAUCCGCUUGAAGCUGAGAUGCGACCAGGAAGAAAACGACAUGGAGCCAGUGCCGCAGCUGUACUACGACAAGGAGGCCCAGCACGUCAUCCCUGACGAGCUGUGGCAGGCCACCUCCGAGAGGGUCAGCUUGCGUGUCUACGACGAGUUGCCCCAGCACUUGCAGCACACUGUCGUCGGCAAGAUGAUGGAGCGGGACAUGCUGGAUCUGGGGCAACAGUACGACCACUUCGCUAGCACACUCGAGCUCAGCCUGUGCGAGAGCAUCGGCAUCCCAGAGGAAGAGCGAGGACGUCAUCUCGGGCACAGCAGGCCCCCGAGCUACAAGAGCGUGAGCAUCAAGGACACCGUCACCUCUACGCCACGGGCAGGGGUUGAAAGGAAGAUCCAUGCGUGGUGGGCGGAGAUCUCCUCCUUGGUGCGGCAGCUCUCGCACCACGAUGCCCGAGCGCAGGAGGCAGCGGCAAGUCGACAGGGCAAGACCCAUGCACUUCCCGAUGAGGACUCGGGAGGAGGACAGGGCCUGUUGGAGUCGGAGCUUGGCCCCGUCAUGUCGGGCAGCCAGGAAGGACGCAACACCAUGGACAUCCAAGAUCACGACCCCUUCGAGGAUGAGGAGGAUUACUUGGAGUACCGCCAGGAGAUCGCAGACCAGGAAAACAGCGAUGGGUACCACCAGCACAUCGAGGGGCAGCAGGCCAGCCUCGAGUCCAGCCAGACCGCUCGCCGUCGAGCAGAUGGACCUGAUUCUCACCCACCAGCAGGACGCUGCACCAUGGACGUCCAAGACCACGACCCCUUCGAGGAAGAGGAGGACCGCUUCCAGAACCGCCAGGAGACCGCAGACCAGGAGGACUGCGAUGGGUACCACCAGCGCAUCGAGGGGCAGCAGGACGGCAACAGCUACGGCCAGAGUCAGAACCAAGCGCCGCCAAGCCCAGAGGCAGAUGAGCAACGAGAUAUGGGCCUGCCCCCUUCAGACCCCUGGAAUGACGACCAACACCAGCGGGAGCGGGAAGACUACGUGGCCAUGAGAGACGACCUGGAGUACUGGGCGGCCAUCUGGAUGGAUAACUUGGUGCAGCUCCCCACGGACAACAGCAACUGGAGGCAGAUCUGUGUGCCGUUCCUGGAGACCAUCCUGGGAGGCGGAGGCAACAAUGGCAUGGUGAGACUGCUCAGGCGUAGGUACCAGCAGGUCCGCACCCACAGUGGCCGCCAGACGCAGCAGCAGAUCAACACAAGACAGCAGCUUGCGCAGCAGCUCAACCAGCCUGACCCAGGCAGGCUGAACGAUGAAGGUGCAGCCAAGGACCAGCAGCAGGCCCUCCUCGCAGACCUGCACGCGAUAGCAGAGGGCGCCCUCGUGGAUCCAGGGACGAUCAGCAGGGUAGCAGAGGAGGUAAAGAGCAUGGCCAAGCUACUCACAAAGGCGGUGAAGAAGGCGUACAUCCACUGGGUGCACGACGCCACGGCAGGCAGUGCGAAGAUGGCCCACGCCUACACCAAAGCAGCGGAGCGCAGCCAUCUGGAGGACAUCCUAGAGCACGAGGGCCAGGUCAUCAACCACCCGCAGCAGCUGGUGGACUUGCGCAAAGAAGCAUGGCAACGCAGGUGGACACGAGAUGCGCAGAAGGCCGAGAGGAUCCAAGAGGCGCUGGCCAAGCUGAGGCAGGCUGCCCUGGCCCAAGAGAAUGCCCUCGAGCCCAUCAGCAAGGACAUCAUAGGCUCCAUCAUCCAGCACCUGAAGAGCAAUGCAGGCCAAGGAGCGGACUGGUGGAGGGCUCCAGAGCUCAAGGCCAUGGGCGCCCAGGGGCUGGAAGAUUUCGUGCAGUGCCUGACCAGCUGUGAGCAACGGGCAGCCUGGCCGUGGCAAUUCUACCUGGUGCUGGAACUGCUGCUGGGUAAGAAGCCAGGAAUCGGGGGAGAGCGGCCCAUCGGCCUCAUGCCCAUGCCGUACCGCAUCUGGAGCGCAGCCAGGAGGCCCAUAGUAGCCACCUGGAGCAAGGCAGCGGCGGGCUUCUGGGAUACGGCAGUAGCUGGCUCCUCAGCGCUACGAGUGGCAAUGCACAGACUUAUGAGGGCAGAAGCCGCCACGGAGAUGGGCUUUCAUGCAGCAGGAGUGUUCUACGACGCGGCAAACUUCUACGACAACAUAGGCCUCGACCAGCUGAUCGAGAAGGCCAGUGCCCUCCAGUACCCGUUGCUGCCGCUGGCAAUGGCCGCGCAGAUGUACCUUGCGCCCAGGGCCAUCAUGGCCCACGGCCUCUUCUCGGACAUCUUUGAGCCUGCCAGCAGCAUGGUAGCAGGCUGUGGCCAAGCGGUAGACCUCACCAGACCGCUCCUGUAUGGAAUCCUGGAUGCAGCGCACAGGCACCACAUCUUCGUCGUCAUGCAGCAGUACCUGGACGACUUGGCCAUGCAGGUAGAAGGCGCGCGGCGGCAGGUCAUUGACCAGAUCAAGCACGUGGCGGCGCUGGUGCACGAUGGUUUCAAGCAGCUCGCGAUCCCCAUCUCUGUCAAGACGGCAGUGGUGGCCUCGGACAAGGACCUCCAGGCAGAAGUCGCCAGCAUCCUGGACAGCCUGGGCACCCCCAACAAGCAACCAGGGGUAGUGCGCGACCUCGGCGUGGACACCAGCCUUGGAAAGCAGCUGCGGCGACCCACCCAUGCCGCGCGCCAGGCCAAGGCCAAGCAGAGGGUGGCCAAGCUCAGGGACCUGGCGAAGACGGACGCCAGAGGCGCGGCAAAGGUCUAUGCAGCAGGUGCCUACUGCCAGCAGGCUUGGGACUUACCAGCGCACGGCAUCACGCCCACGGAGGCGAAGUUGGUCAGGGCAACGGAGGCAGCGCUCCUCACAGGCGGACACAAGGCUGGACGCUGCACGUCCACCAUCCUCCUGAUCCAGAGGGGUAUGCAAGAGGCAGUAACCCGAGCCAUCGGCGACCAGAUCAAGCAGUUCUGGCUCACCGUAGUCGACCACCCGACGGAGCUCAAGAGGUACCAGAGGGGCUGGCUCCUGCUCUACGCCAAGCUGGGCGCCCUGGAACCCAACCGCAGGCGUAAAGGACAGCAUGCAGAGGCAGCCAUGCUGGAGACCAUAGCGGUGGCGGGCAUCUGGACCAGGGAGCGUCGCAGGGCGGCCAACCUCAACCAAGAAGGCGAUGACACCUGCGCGAGAUGCGGCGAGGCGACAGAGACAGAGGAACACCGCUACUAUGCAUGCCCUGCCAACGCAGAAAUAGGGCACAGCAAUGGCACCGACCUGGCGAAGAAGGCGAAGGACGCGCUGGACCAGCGGCAGGACCAGCAUUUCUGGCUCCGAGGCAUCCCGCCAGCGGCCUGGGCAGCCAAGGUCGACCCAGACGAGGACGCGGCGAAGGCGGCGCAGAUCUUCUGCACCAGCGAAGAGGCACAAGCUGCAGCCCAGGCAGGGCACAAGGUGCGAGCAGACUAUGUUUUUACGGACGGCUCAGGUGGUGCAGGGGAAACGGCCAGGGACCCCCGCCUCAGACGCUGCGGCUGGGCAGUGGUGGCAUUCAGGUUCGACGAACAAGGGCGUCCGCAGGAAGUGGCUGCCUGGUAUGGCACAAUCAGGGCACCGCACACGGUGCCACGGGCAGAGCUCACCGCCAUGAGCAAAGCCAUCGGGUACACCACGGCGGCGACAGCCAGGGGGCUCAACAUAGUCAGCGAUUGCAAAUACGCCCUGGACGCACUCAAGCAGAUCCAGGACCCUGAGGCUCUGGACUACAGGAGCACGAACUACGACCUCUGGCUCCAGACGAAGCAGCAGCUGCAGAACAGCACGGACACCAUCAUGGGCCACCACAUCCCGAGCCACCUGAUUGAGCACCCAACCGAGCUGGAGAGGUGGAAUGGUCCCACCUGGUGGGUCAUAGGUAAUGAGAUGGCAGAUAAGUGCGCAGGCUGGGGGGCGGAGCACGGAGCACUGGAUCCAGCUAUCAUCGUGCAGCAGCAGAUCAGAGACCAGAUCACCAUGGCGGUGCAGAACCGGCUGCUGGCCAUCAACAUGGCGGUGACGGUGGAGGACCCCAACAAGGCCCCUCAGCGUCCCAAGGCCAAGCGGCGAAAGCCGCAGACGGCGAGGGACAGGGCAGCCCAGCAGGGACACGACCUGCGAAAACUACAUCCGCGAUGGUGGUGUGCAACGUGUCGCAGUGGCCCAGCCAAAGGACAAAGCAUCAGAGACUGGUUGGCAGAGACGGGAAAAUGCCUCGGGAAGUACGGCGGCCACCAGGACCAGCACGGCAACGUCAGGCUCGACUUCAAGGCGGUGCAGAUCGGCACGCAGGUGGUGCACGGCUCCCACAAGACGCAGUACACCCAUGGCUGGCUCUGGUGCGAGAAAUGUGGCGGCACCAGCUACCUUGGGGACCACAAGAGCAGGAUCGUGGCAGGAGUGGCAAGGAAGCUGGCAAGGCCAUGUCAGCCCCCAACAGCAGCAGGGCGGCGAGUCUUGGAGGACAUGCAGAGGGGCAAGCUGCCUAGAGGAGCUAAGCCAGCAGCAGACCCAGCUGAUGAGGGUCUCGACGAGAUCACCAUGCCAGGUGAAUUCAAGCUCGGCCCGAGUAACCACGAGGUGAUCGACCUGGACGGGGACAGCUCAGUGGCAGGGGGCCCGCAGCCAGCUCCGCAGCAGCCACCCAGCCAUCCGUACUCUGUCGUCCACGCCAGCUUGAGGCUCGUCGACCACAUGGAGGGCUACGCAGAGCUGUGGAUGAACAUGGUCGACCAAGAGGUCUGGGACGAUAUGGACGACUGGAUGGAGCACUGCGUGCCGUACCUCCUGGCCAUCACCAAUGUGGGUGGCAGAACGGACACGCAAGAGCAGACCAGGGCCGUCACCGUGCAGGAGAUCCAGCAGAUAAAGGACUUCUGCGAAGAAGUCUGGCGCAACACGCACCGCACGCGACGGAGGCUCAUGACCAGGAUGCUUACCCUCCCGCAUGGCACAAGGCAGCAGGCAGCUAGAGUGCACAUGGACGCCUUCCACAACAGAAGGAACAACAUCAUAGCGCACAGCAUCCCCAGCAGUGAGCGCAGGCCGCUGCCGAGAACAGCGGAGGCCAGCCGAGAGUGGUCACCAGAGAACCUGGACGAUGAUGACUCGACCCCAGACAGUGAAGCCCCAGAGCAGGAGGGUGAGCCGAGCAGCCAGGAGAUGGAGGCCAUGGCGGGACCUGAUCAGAGGCACGACGCCAACAGCCUGAUGCAGACGGCAGUGCAGGUGGCAGUAACGCUGACCAAGCCAGUGGGGCCCGACCUGAAGAAGUUCGUGAGCGAAGCUGACGAGGCCGGCUUGCUCCACCCAAGGCUACGACACAACAAAGGAGAAGCUGACCAGGACCCCGAGCAGGAGGUGGCGUGGCUCGAGAGGAACAGGCUCGAGCAGCUCAUGCAGUCGCUGGCAGGCUGUUGGAGCCAGAAAGAGGGCGAGCUGGGCUGGCCAUCGUGGCAGGCCGCGUGCGCGCCCCAUGUGCUGAGGGCGCUGCAGACUGGCGUCUAUCAGAGGCUUUUCAGCCACGUGUCAGGGGCGAGCCGCCAGCGCAGCCAGCGCCGAGCGGCGGAGGAGAUCUGCCGCCUGGCAUGGCUCAACAGCGGAGAGGAGCGCAGACAGAUCCAGCAGCAGGACCCGAAGGAGGCAGAGCGGCGCAGAGCAACGGCUGAGCAGAUCCCGGGCGUGACUGAGCCAGAGGUGAGGAGCCGCAGACGCAGCACCAAGGACAUGGCAGACCUCGACCAUUUCCCUGAAGAGGAGAACAGAGAGGAUAGCCCCCAGCAGGCCGUAGACAAGCAAAGCAGCGAUGACAACCACCAGCAGUUCCCAGAUGUACAGCACAGCAUAGGGUACCACCUGGCAGACCGCAGAGGACCCCAGCGUGGCGAGGGGUUAGGCCACGGAGGACCCCAGCGCGGUGAGGGGUUAGACCGCAGAUCCAAUGACAAGCAGAGGAUCGAGGCGGAGGUCCCUGACGAGCCCAGUGAGCAUGACGCGGACGUCUUGACCAACAGUGUGGUAGACAG
Prorocentrum cordatum is the source of this 7346-nucleotide messenger RNA. The record is from the annotation of a GenBank genome assembly. NCBI's taxonomy places the organism in Eukaryota, Dinophyceae, Prorocentrales, Prorocentraceae.